AUGGAAUUUCCAACACUUGGAGAGCACUGCCAAAACGAAGAUUGUAAACAAAAAGACUUUUUGCCUCUACAAUGCAAAUGCGGCAAAGUGUUUUGUCGAGAACAUUUUGGUGAUCAUUGCACUUCUGGAUUCUGUGAAAUGACACCAAAAUCAAAAGAUAUAUGUCUAAAAAGUGACGAUAAGAUAUUUCGAUGCUCGGAGGAAGGCUGUAAGAAAGGAAACUUACACGAACUUUUGUGCAGCAAGUGCAAUAAGCAUUAUUGCAUUGAACAUAGAUUUCAUCUAUCUUGUCCUGAAAUAGACGAUGAAACAAUGGCUAGAAAAAUAGAACAAUAUGAAGCACCUAGACGACAAUUUCAUGAAGCUAAUAAACAUUUGCAGCAGAAGAUAACAGAAAACAUACGAAAGGCUCUGCAAUCAUCAACAAAAGUGAAGACUGCAUCUAAAAUUCAUCUUAUGAGGAUUAAACAAAAGGCCCUAGGUCCAAAAUCUAUACCCGCUUCAGAUAGAGUUUAUUUUGCUAUAAGGAAACCAAUAAACAUGGAGCCAAAACCUGUUAGAAUUAUAACAGAUGAAGAAAAUGUGGUACAAAUUGAAUCUGUGACUUUAGACCCUGAUUUAAAAGACACAGUCCCAAUAUUUAUUAGUUCUAAGUGGAGUCUUGGUAGAGUAUUAGACAGUAUAUGUGAUACAUGUAAUUUAAAAAAUGAUAACAACAAGUUUGGAGAUGCAAAACUUAGGCUUUUUAGACAACUGGACGGAUACUGUGUUAGUCCGUCAAAAAUGGAUGUAGAAAUGGCUGAUUUAAUAAAGAACGAAAUUUUAUUAGAAGGUGAUAAAUUAGUUGUGGAGUAUAUUAGCAAUGAUGUAUUAAGUAAGUUAGAUGAAUAUUCUCAAUUGUUUUUGUUAAUUCAAUAA
Messenger RNA from Parnassius mnemosyne (clouded apollo), 918 nucleotides. The record is from the annotation of a GenBank genome assembly. Lineage: Eukaryota; Metazoa; Arthropoda; Insecta; Lepidoptera; Papilionidae.